AUGGACGCAUAUAAUGAGUUUAUCGAUCCUUCGAGAAUCAACAGUUGUAUUGGGUGUAAUUUUAUACUGUCAAAUCAGAAGAACUUAGUUAUUGGUAAAGGUUCAUUACUUCAAAUAUUUGAUGUCAUUUUUCUUAAACAAUCAACUAUUAACAAACCUCAAUUUCGGUUGGUUUUAGUGCAACAGUUUAAACUAGAGGGUAGUAUUAGUGAUUUGAAAAGUAUAAGGACUUCAGAGACACCUAAUCUCGAUUAUCUCAUUGUAUCAACCAAAUAUGCCAAAUUCUCCAUCAUAAAAUGGAACCAUCUGUUACAUACCAUUACAACCGUUUCCUUACAUUUUUAUGAAAACUGUCUCCAGAAUUCCACAUUUGAGAAACUAGCCGUUUCUGAACUAUUGGUUGAACCAACAUAUAGCUCGGUGGCCUGUCUUCGGUAUAAGAAUUUAUUGUGUUUCUUGCCAAUGGAAGGAAUCGAGGAUGAUGAAGAUGACGAAGAUGAGGAGGAGGAGGAGGAGGAGGAGCAAGAGGAGGAACAAGAGAAGGAGGAGGAUAAAAUUAAAGGCGAGGCUGUAAACCGCAAACAGUCAAUAACAAAUGGGAUCUCAUUGGAGUCGCGACAAUUUUAUGAUUCUAGUUUUCUUAUAGAUGCAGGGAUGUUAGAUCCAUCAAUAGAGACUGUUGUAGAUAUGCAAUUUUUGCACAAUUAUCGAGAACCAACAGUUGCAAUAUUGUCGCUGAAAUCACAUGUGUGGGCAGGAAAUUUGGUAAAGAGCAAGGAUAAUAUCCAGUUUCAAGUUAUGGCUCUAGACUUGCAGCUGAAAAUGUCCUCGUCGGUGUUUAAGCUUGAGAACUUGCCUUAUGACGUGGAUAGAAUAAUCCCGUUAUUGUCGCCAUUGAAUGGAUGUUUGUUGCUUGGCUGUAACGAAAUUAUGCAUGUGGAUAAUGGUGGUAUAAUUAAACGUAUUUCUGUGAAUAAAUUCACUGCUUUAACUACCGUUUCCGUAAAGAGUUACCAAGAUCAAAGCGACUUAAAUCUAAAAUUAGAAGCCUGUAGCGUUGUGCCAAUUCCAGACGAUAACCGUGUUUUGAUAAUAUCACAAAAGGGAGACUUUUACUUUGUCAAUUUUGAAUUGGACGGAAAAGCAAUAAAGAAGUUAUUUAUCGAAGUUGUUGAUAAGCAAAUGUACAACAAUAUAAAACUUACUUUUCCUGGCGAAGUGGCCGUCUUGGACAAAAACAUGCUCUUUUUUUCAAAUUUUAAUGGCGACAGUCCCUUGGUACAAGUAAGGUAUAGAAAUUCCCUGAAAGUGAUUGAGCAAGAGGAAGACGCACAGAAGGAAGAGGAUGAGAAAAUCGAAGAGGAUGAAUCCGAUGAGGAUGAUUUGUAUAAGGAAGAAGAAGAGGAAGAACAACAAAAAGUAUUGAGCAAGUCUCAUAUCGAGUUUAUUCUCCAGGAUAAACUUGUAAAUAAUAGUCCCAUUUCGACAUUCACUCUUGGAUUGUGCUCGCGGGAGCAGUUUAAAUCGAAUUUACCAAACCCUAACUAUAACGAAGUUUCAAUCAUUUGCAAUUCCGGUACUCACGACCAAACCAAAAUCAACAUUAUUACGCCAACAAUACAACCCAUAAUAUCGUCAUCAUUGACUUUUUCUCAAGUUAAUCGUAUGUGGAAUUUGAACCAAAAGUAUCUAAUUACCUCUGAUGAUGUAAAUGAAAAGUCUGAAAUCUUCCAGAUUGAGAAAUCAUACGUUAGAAUGAAGUCGAAAGAUUUCAUUAAUAACGAGAUCACCAUCAACGUUCACGAGUUGAAUAAUGGGAAAUACAUUUUACAAAUAACCCCAAAGCAAAUAAUUUUGUAUGAUAUGAAGUUCAGAAAAAGGUUGUCUUUGAACGAUGAAAUCAAAGGUGACGAAGUAUUGAGUAGUACACUUCGUGACGAGUUAUUGAUGAUCUUUUUAGCAAGUGGUGACGUGAGGAUUUUUUCCUUGAACACGUAUAAUGAGUCGUACAAGAACGUGGGAAUUCCAAAGAUAUUGGAAGAUACAAUUAUUACUUCUGGAUAUAUUACCAGCUCACAUCUAUUGAAUGCGGUUCUGAGAAAUGUGGAUUUAUUGAUUAAUCUGAGAAAAAGAAAGCAUCAUCAUUAUCAUCAUUCAAUUAGCCCCGCAAUAGCAGUUGAUGCACAACCCCCCAAAUCUUCAAAGCAAAAAAUAAUUGUGCUAGUGACUGGUGAUAAUAGGAUUGUUGCGUUCAACCGUCACCACAAUGAAAAAUGUUAUCAACUAAAUGACGUGAGUAAAUUCAGUGAUGUGUUGAGUUUGGGCUUUUUUGAGCUUGAGCAGUCGCCACCAGACCCUUUCAUAAAACAAGUUAUUCUCAAUGAUCUAGGAGACAAGGAUCACAAAGAAGAGUAUUUGACAAUCUUGACCAUUGGAGGAGAAGUGUUUAUGUAUAAAUUAUUUUACGAUGGAGAAAACUAUGCGUUCAGUAAGGAGAAAGAUUUGAAAAUCACCGGGGCUCCAGAAAAUGCAUUUUCACUAGGAACUUCAAUCGAGAGAAGAUUGGUUUAUUUUCCAAACUUGAAUGGGUACACUUGUGUUUUUGUUACUGGUGUUAUACCGUUUUUAAUAAUGAAAUGUUCUCAUUCGAUACCGCGGAUUUUCCAAUUUUCUAAAUUGCCAGCGGUAUCUAUCUCGGCAUUUUCCGAUUCAAGAAUCAAGAAUGGGCUAAUAUUUCUCGAUAAUGAUAAAAACGCCCGUAUUUGUGAAUUGUCGUUAGACUAUGUAUAUGAAUUCAACUUGCCCAUCAAACGUGUUCACUUUGGAGAGCUGAUCAAGUCGUUGGCGUACCAUGAACAAUCUGACACGGUAGUUGCAUCCACUUUCAAGGAAAUUCCCUAUGAUGGUCUUGAUGAGGAAGGGUCUAAAAUUGCCGGAAUACAUAACGACAAAGAACCUGCAUUAUCUUUUAAAGGUUCGAUCAAAUUGGUAUCACCAUAUAACUGGAAAGUCAUUGAUUCUUUUGAUUUGGAGGAUAAUGAAGUUGGGAUGACUGUAAAAUCAAUGAUUCUUGACGUGGGAUCAUCUCUCAAAAAGUUCAAAUCGAAACGGGAGUACAUAGUAGUUGGAACAGGUAAACUAAGAAUGGAGGAUUUGGCAGCAAACGGUUCGUUUAAAAUAUAUGAAGUCAUCAAUAUUAUUCCUGAACCAGAUAAGCCGGAAACAAAUCACAAGUUUAAGGAGGUUUUCCAAGAAGACACCAGGGGUGCGGUAACUAGCGUUUGUGAUUUAAGUGGACGACUAAUGGUUGCUCAGGGACAGAAAGUUAUUGUUCGAGAUUUAGAAGAUGAUGGAGUUGUCCCAGUUGCAUUUUUGGAUACAUCAGUUUAUAUUUCCGAGUCCAAGAGCUUUGGAAACCUUUUGAUUUUGGGUGAUCCCUUGAAAAGUAUUUGGCUAGUUGGGUUUGAAGCGGAACCUUUCCGAAUGGUGAUGUUGGGUAAGGAUACCCAACAUUUGAAUGUUGAAUGUGCUGACUUUAUUGUCAAGGAUGAAGAGAUAUAUAUACUCGUUGCUGACAGCAACAAUUGUCUACAUCUACUCCAUUAUGAUCCCGAUGACCCAAAGUCUAUUAACGGAACAAUCUUGCUAAACAAGGCAUCUUUUGAAACUAAUUCAACGACAUCUUGUCUAAGAUCAUUGCCUAAGGGAGAAUUAGGAAAUUAUCAAACAAUAGGAGCAACCGUUGAUGGUAUUUUUUAUAACAUAUUCCCGGUCAAUGAAUCCACUUACAGAAGAUUAUACAUUGUGCAACAACAGAUAUCUGAUAAAGAAUAUCACUAUUGUGGACUCAAUCCGCGUUUGAACAGGUACGGUGGUGCUUUGAAUAUCCGAGAUAGUGAAACUAAUGCAAAGCCAAUAGUAGACUACAACUUGGUUAAGAAGUUCACAAAGCUAAAUCUUGAUAAACAACGAACAAUCGCAAGCAAAGUCAGCGUGAAAGGUGCAACGCAGGAUCUUUGGAAGGAUAUCAUAGAAUGCGAUUACUCUUUAGAGGAUUUGUAA
Lodderomyces oxycetoniae is the source of this 4062-nucleotide messenger RNA. RefSeq names its product cleavage/polyadenylation factor CFT1. Gene Ontology annotation, cellular component: mRNA cleavage and polyadenylation specificity factor complex; nucleus. The record is from RefSeq and is a predicted model, not a curated record. The coding region runs from base 1 to 4062 and encodes 1353 amino acids. Lineage: Eukaryota; Fungi; Ascomycota; Pichiomycetes; Serinales; Debaryomycetaceae. The transcript has a single exon. Gene Ontology annotation, molecular function: protein binding; nucleic acid binding.